AUCGAUAGCAACGACAACAACAACAACAAUAAUAGCCAACAAAAAAAUUUUUUGGCCACUUUAUCGGCGGACAGACACACACACACACUACAAACCCGAUAACUACUACUAACCUAUAAUUUUUUUUUGUGGACACAUCACACACCCGCGACAAAAAAUGGCCAAACGAAUAGCCGAAAAACAGCUAACAAUGGAUAACUACGACCAGGAAGACGACUACGUGAUACCCGACGGCGGACCGCAAGUGGCCGCCCAAGACAUACUCAGCAACCGACGUAUGGCCAGAGCUCGCCGACGUGUGGACAAUACGGACAGUACAAACACGUCGUCGUCGUCAUCAUCGACAGCGGCCGCCGACGAUAACGAUAGCACGCCUUCGCCGGCGUUCAAAGCGUUUGGCGGUUUCAAAGGUCUCGGCAGCGGCACAACAGCACCCGCGGCGACGGCAAAGUUUGACGCGUUUAAGUCUUUUGCGGCUACCGUUACAACCAGUGAUAAGAGCCAGCCGUCACCGGCGCCGCCGGUGUUGAUGACCACCGCUACUAUUCCAACCACAACCAGUCUAACCAUUAGUACACCAUUACAACAGUCGGCGCCGUCGUCGUCGUCGUCGUCAUCAUCAUUAUCGGCGGCCAGUUAUACGAACGGCCGAUCAAAACUAAACGAUACCAUAAAGACUAACAAACCCGUGGCCAAUGAUUUGAAGGCCAACGAUGACGGCAAUGAAGAUAAUAAUGAGGACGAAGAAGACGUUGUCUAUUACCAGAAACUGGAAAAACUAAACAAAUCGUUCAUAAAACACAUCAAUAAUUACUUAACGCAAUCCUUUAAGUACGACCUGACUAUCGUAUGUCGCGAAUACAUUGAACAUCAUCGCAAAAUCGAGACCGAAUCGGCCGAUUCGGUAACUAUUACUACUACAGUAAAACCCGCCGCCGUCGCAGCCGCCACUAUUGUCACCCCUAAAAUUUCCGCUUCCGAAUCGUCUACUACGGUAAAACCCGCCGCCACUCAAAUUGCCGCUUCCGAAACGUCUACUACUACGGCCUCAAGCGGUGGCUUCAAGCCAUUUGCCGCUACUUCCGCUACUACAUUGAAGUCGACCGGUUCGGCGUUUAAGCCGGUCUCUACGUUGACCAGUGACAACAGCAGCAGCAUCGGUAGUUUAUUUGGUGCGUCUAAUAAGAUCAUCGGUGCAACCGAUAAUAGUAGUCAACAGUCAUCAUCAAACGAGUCGUCCACUGGUGUCGGCACACAGACAUCGACUAUCUCUUCAAACACCAACUCAUCGCAGGCCAGUAGUAGUCUGUUUACAAGCAGUCAACCAACCAAACAGGACACCGAUAAGCAAACUGUUGUACUGUCAACUCUGAAAGAGGACACCGACAAACAAAUUGUUGUACCAAAGCUGACGUCACCGCCGCCGCCUGUAAUCAAUCCAUUUGUUUCGCCGUCUUUGUCGGCGACGACGACGACGACCAACCAAAGUUCAGUUAGCCCAGCGAUGACAACAACAUUCACAUUCAAACCGAAUCCAUUACUGGGAACGACCAAUACGUUUGGUUCCUUAUCGUCAUCGAUCGGUAGCAGCAGUGGUGCACAACAACCGUCGACCAGCGAUGGCAACGAUGACGAUACCGAUGAACCGCCUAAAGUGGAAUCAGUAGAGCACAGGGAGCCGGACGCUGUUUAUACGAAAAAAUGUAAACUGUACUUCAAAAAGGACAGCAACUGGACAGAGAAAGGUGUCGGCUAUCUGUAUAUCAAACGAGAUCCCGACACCGAUAAGGCACAGCUGCUGAUGCGUGCCGACAAUACAUUGGGUACAAUACUGUUGCACAUUGCGCUCAGCGAAUCGUUGCCGAUAGUCGAGGCCAAAAACAAAGGCGUAUUUCUUACUUGUAAACCGAAUCCGCCGAUAAACCCGAAGUUGCCGGACGACGAAUCCAGCGUAACGUUUCUGAUUCGUGUCAAACCAGUCGACAUACCGGAGCUGUUGAAGCAAUUGGUCGACAAUAAGACGAAAUCCGAUUAA
Oppia nitens is the source of this 2035-nucleotide messenger RNA. RefSeq names its product nuclear pore complex protein Nup50-like. Lineage: Eukaryota; Metazoa; Arthropoda; Arachnida; Sarcoptiformes; Oppiidae. The transcript has 4 exons. Bases 158 to 2035 code for a protein of 625 amino acids. Gene Ontology annotation, cellular component: nuclear pore. Gene Ontology annotation, biological process: protein import into nucleus. The record is from RefSeq and is a predicted model, not a curated record.